Thlaspi arvense is the source of this 1353-nucleotide messenger RNA. The record is from the annotation of a GenBank genome assembly. Lineage: Eukaryota; Viridiplantae; Streptophyta; Magnoliopsida; Brassicales; Brassicaceae.
GUAAUUUCACACCUCUUUUAUGGGUCAUUCUUUGUAGAUUCUCCGCACACGCAUCUUUCUCGUCUCCUUUUUAAUCGCAUUUAUAAUCCCGAGAAGGCGAGGAGAACGGAACAACGAUCAGAGAGAUAGAGAGAGAGAGAGCUAUGGCGUUACGAAGCAGGAGGUUAGCGACACUUCUCCCCUCCAUUUCCGGCAGCUCUCGGGCCUGCAAUUCCGGUGGGGUUCAUCAGGGCUCGUAUCGGAUCGCGAGAACCGGUGCAUUGCUCAGCCGCUGGAUCUCCUCUGCUUCGUCAUCUGCGGCUGUUGUGGCGGAGGAUGAAUCUGGAGGGAUUUACGGAUUGGGAAGUGUAUUGAAGGAGUACGAAGAUUACAGGAGAUCUCUCUACGGUGAGUUCACGCACAAGGCGUUGCUCGUCGAUGCCGUUGGUACUCUCCUUGUUCCCGCUCAACCCACGGCUCAGAUAUACAAGAAUAUUGGAGAGAAGUACGGAGUUGAGUACUCGGAGGCUGAGAUACUGACCAGAUACAGAAGAGCUUAUCAGAAGCCGUGGGGCGGAUCUCAUCUCAGAUAUGUAGAUGACGCGAGACCUUUCUGGCAAUAUAUAGUGACUGCAUCAACAGGCUGUUCAGAUUCUCAGUACUUUGAAGAGCUUUACAGCUAUUUUACCACAGAACAGGCGUGGAAGCUAUGUGAUCCAGAGGCAGAGAAAGUGUUCAAGGCUAUUAAAAAAGCGGGUGUAAAAGUUGCCAUUGUGUCCAACUUCGACACUCGAUUAAGACCUCUCCUACGAGCACUGAGAUGUGAAAACUGGUUUGAUGCGGUGGCUGUUUCAGCAGAAGUUGAAGCGGAGAAACCAAACCCGACCAUCUUCUUGAAAGCUUGUGAGUUGUUAGGAGUGAAUCCUGAGGAUGCGGUUCAUGUAGGAGAUGACCGUAGGAAUGAUGUGUGGGGCGCUAGAGACGCAGGAUGUGACGCUUGGCUCUGGGGAAGUGAAGUUACUUCAUUUAAACAGGUUGCUCAACGGAUAGGAGUGAAGGUUUGAAGCAGAGCAAAUGAGAGAAAUGGUUCAGUCUUCAGACAUGUUCAGGCUUCAGUUUUAGCUCUCUUUUUUUUAUGAGCUGUUUUGUACAUUUGAUUUCUCCUUUUGUAGUAUAAUGUGUGUGAUAUAUAUGUUGCCGCUUAUGUAUAAAAGCAGAAAAUAAUAAAUCUUCAGGAUCGUUGUUGAUCCGAACAGAAGUCUAGUGUUUAUAAUAAAAAGUUACAUACUUGAACCUCGACAAUGUAUGAAGUAUUAUAAAAAACUUGUAAUCACAUUGGGAUGAUUAGUUUCAAAUUAUUUUCAUUUUCAGGUA